UGGAGGGGGCGCUGUGAAUUUCGGUUGCGCACCCGGAAUAGGGCAGCGGUGCGUCCUCGCUUUAAGAGGGAGGCGGGCUGUGAUUGGUGGAGAGCUGGGCCCCACCCACCCCCCCUCAGGGCGGGGACAAGAUGGCGGCGAGCUGGUGGAGGAGGCGGCGGCGCCGCCGGAGAAGGAGAAGCUCCGAUUGAGAGAGAAACAAAACCGGGAAGGUCAAUGGGCGGCCUAGGCAGCCGGCUGGUGUCCGCCGCCCUCCCCUCGGGCGCCUCCAAUUGCCAAUGCGAGUGCGAGCGGAGGAAGCGCAAACGGCGGCGCGGGGAGGAGGAUGGAGACGACGACGACGACGAGAGCGGGAGGCCCGAGGCCUUGGAGGCGGCCGGGCCGCGGAGGAAAAAGUUGAAAAGCACUUCCAAGUAUAUUUACCAAACUCUCUUCCUCGCUGGGGAAAACAGUGACAUCACCAUCUGUGCUCUGGGACAGGAAUGGCAUCUUCACAAGAUUUAUCUCUGUCAGUCUGGCUACUUUUCAAGUAUGUUCAGUGGGUCAUGGAAAGAGUCCAACAUGAGCUACAUCGAACUGGAGAUCCCUGACCAGAACAUCGACACCGAAGCUCUGCAAGUGGCUUUUGGCUCGCUGUACCGAGAUGAUGUCUUAAUUCAUCCCAGUCGCGUGGUGACCAUUCUGGCAGCAGCCUGCAUGCUACAGCUGGACGCUCUGAUUCAGCAGUGUGGAGAAACCAUGAAGGAGACUAUCACUUCCAAGUCAGUCUGUGGCUUCUAUACAGCGGCAGGGACCUACGGCCUGGACUCUGUGAAACAAAGAUGCUUCGAGUGGCUUUUAAACAACCUGAUGACACAUCAGAAUGUGGAGCUGCUGAAGGAUCUCAGGUUGCAGGAAGCACUGCACUGGCAGCAGGAAUGUUGGGGAGCGCUGACAGUACUCUUGUGCUGCAUCUGGAUGUUCCUUCAGCUUGUGCCCUCCUGGAAUGGCCCCUUGAAACAGUUGCUGUCUGAUGCAGACAACUGGCUGUCCAAACGUAGGAAAGACAGCUGCAAUUACAGUAGUUUCCUGGACUCUGAACAAGGACAGAGGUUUGCUGGGGUCUUCAGUCAUCUUCGCCUUCAGUAUGUCAUCAAUGACCUGAUAUCGGCAAAGAUUAUUGAGCGAGAUAUGAUCAUUCCUUCAGGCUGGCUGGUUUCAGUUUACAAGCAACAGUGGUUUACCAUGCUCAGGACUGAACAGGACAACGAUGUAGGUCCAAAGGAAAUCAACAAGGAGCAGUGUGAAGUCUGCAGCAUGCGUUGUGGAAGGAAGUUGGUGAAAGAUGGUGAUUACUGCUGGCGAUGGACUGGUUUCAGCUUUGGCUUUGAUCUGCUGGUGACCUACACAAACCGAUUCAUCAUCUUCAAGAGGAACAGCCUGAGCCAGCCGUGUAAUGGGGCUGUCAGCCUCCUUCCUCGCAGGAAUAUCGCCUUUCGGCUAAGACUGGCAUCUUUUGACAGCAAUGGGAAAGUGAUCUGUAGCCGAUCAACAGGUUACCAGAUCUUGUCACUGGAAAAAGACCAGGAACAGGUGGUGCUGAAUCUGGACAGCAGACUCCUGAUGUUCCCGCUCUACAUCUGCUGCAAUUUCCUUUAUACGUCGGCAGAUCCAAAACCAGAGACUGACGAGCAGCCAGAACAGAGGGAGGACUGACAGAGGGCGUCCCUUCGUAAUCUCUGUGUGAGUGUGUGUGUGUGUGUGAGAGAGAGAGAGGGGAGAGCUGCCCUUCUCCAGGAGCACUGGAACUGACCCGACUGGGGUCAGGACAGCAUUUCCUCCCCAUUCAUUCCUGCUGGUCAGAAGGGGAUAUACAUUAGCAUCAACUAGGUCUUCCUGUUUGCUCUCUGUGCAGGAUUUGUUUGUGAUGCAGUCCUUACUUCAGACGUGGGUUAAUGGAGAAGGGUAUGGAAGCUUCCAGAAGCCACUGAACCAAGCUCUCCUUGUCUCGCAGUCUCCCAAGUUGUGAACCACUCUGGCAUUUUAACCAGCAAUAAUGUUUGUAGGGGACAUGCCCUGGACACCCUUUCUUUAUCAGCUGGAGCUGGCAUUCCCUCCCAGUUUGACCAAUUCCACUUGAUUCAGGGAUUUGUGCACAGGGACCACUCCGAUUCCUGGUCCCAACUAACCAAAGCGAGUUCAGGGACCACUGUGCGAGAAUUCGGCUGAUCACAAGGUCGGGAGAGGGGAAGCCGAACUCUGCAGACACUGCCUGAUGACCCAGCAGCAGAGACAGACACUCAGCUUUAUCCACCCCUCCCCCCACCGUCACCGACUCAGGGGCGUAGAGCGUGGCUCGGACCCCAGGACCACCUCACUUGAAUGGGACACAUCUCACUCUGGUCAAAGUAGAGCUGGGCUCACCUUCCACAUCCAAGUCAGGAGCAGAGAAGGGCCGGAUGAGACACUGUCCUCUCUCAGCACCCCCCAAAGAACAUGUGCGUUUAACUGAAGUGUUGGUGCAUCGUUUUACACAGCAUUGUGUGCCUGGGAGGACUACACCAUUCCGAAGCUCAGCAAUACAGGUCUUAUUUGUACAUGGAGAAAGCUAUCCAUGCAUGACAGCAGUGAGAAAUAUCAGUCGCACUCUGUUCACCUCGCUGUGUUGUAUCAUAGUCGAAUGUGUUCGUCCCUUUUACAGACGCAGCACGGCAUAGUGUGCAGGAAGUGAAGGCGAUGACUGAUGGUGUACCUUCAGUUUGAAGUGUUGAACUCCAACACUUGUAUUGUUUGUGUGUGUAUUGGACUCACGGUAUUCUGCAAUUAUUAAACAGAGUGCACUGUU
Molecule: messenger RNA, 2824 nt
Organism: Chiloscyllium plagiosum (whitespotted bambooshark)
Lineage: Eukaryota; Metazoa; Chordata; Chondrichthyes; Orectolobiformes; Hemiscylliidae
Source: RefSeq, a predicted model, not a curated record